This is a messenger RNA of Mesorhabditis belari, 1476 nucleotides long. NCBI's taxonomy places the organism in Eukaryota, Metazoa, Nematoda, Chromadorea, Rhabditida, Rhabditidae. The record is from the annotation of a GenBank genome assembly.
AUGAAGGGCGAUCGAAAAGUUCAACGAGAUGGAUCGGUGAUCGUUGGUUCGCGUGCAUCUAGUUGUGCUUCAGGCGUUUCAUUUGAAUCUAAAACAAGAAUGGCGAAUGCGGCAAGUCAUGCAACUCCGACAACUAUAAUCAAUGCUACUUCGCGGCUUCAAAUCGAGGCUCAAGAGGCUCGCACUAACAAACCGAAUUGGGGAUCUCAGAUGAUCCUGCAAGAUGACUACAACUUUAUAACGGCCUAUGAAGCAGCAAAGAACAAAGCAGAACGGGACGCUGUUCUUGAAGCUAACAAUGAAAAUGGACAAGCAGCGAGAACUUUCGUUAGUCUGAUCAACAAUAUGGCAAAGGAGCAAAACGUACGCUAUGUGCUCGCUUUACUUGACGAUAUGCUACAGGAAGACAAGGAAAGAGCGGAAAUUUUCCAUGAUGCUGCACGCCGUCAGAAGAAAACAUCGUGGCGAUGGUUUACACAAAUACUUCAACAUAAAGAUAACUUCAUUGUAAAUCAAAUGAGUUCAAUUAUUGCCAAGCUUGCUUGUUAUGGAAGCGCUUUGAUGGAUGAGGACGACCUUAACUCUUACUUCGCUUUCUUGCAGGAUCAACUUAAAAAUCAACAGGAUAACGAAUAUAUGAACACGACGGCUCGUUGUUUACAAAUGAUGUUGAGAAUCGAUCAAUAUCGCACCCCGUUUGUUCAACAAGGAGGUGUGCAAGCUUUGAUGACUGCACUGAAUGAAAAAACAAACUUUCAGUUACAAUAUCAAUUAAUCUUCGCGAUUUGGUGUCUAACCUUCAACGUCAAAAUUGCAAGACGAGCUCCAUCACUCGGAAUUAUUUCCGUUCUUGGCGACAUACUUGCUGAAACCUCAAAAGAAAAGGUCAUCCGAAUUAUUCUGGCGACAUUCAGAAAUAUUCUCGAGAAAGCUGAAGAAAAGGAAAUUGUUCGAGAAGCCGCUUUGCAAAUGGUUCAAUGCAAAACACUAAAAACAUUGAAGCUCUUGGAUGCUAAAAAAUUCGACGAUCCGGAUUUAGAGUUUCUCAAUGAAAAACUUUAUCUUUCGGUUCAAGAUCUCUCGUCAUUUGAUGAAUAUGUUAGUGAGGUGAAAUCUGGUCGUCUUCAAUGGUCACCCGUUCACAAAUCAGAGAGAUUUUGGCGUGAGAACGCAGAGAAGUUUAACGAAAAGCGAUUCGAUAUGAUUAAGAUGUUGAUACGGUUGUUGGAUUCGCCCGAUCCAUUAACACUUUGUGUGGCCGCCCACGACAUUGGAGAAUAUGUCCGAUAUUAUCCGCGUGGAAAAGCGUUCGUAGAGGAAAAUAACGGGAAAUCAGCGGUGAUGAAAUUAUUAGCGGCUGAAGAUCCAAACGUUCAAUAUCACGCUCUUCUUGCAAUUCAAAAAUUAAUGGUCCACAACUGGGAAUAUCUAGGAAAGCAACUGGAGAAAGAUACACCCGAAUCAAUUGUCGGGAAG